Messenger RNA from Protopolystoma xenopodis, 492 nucleotides. The record is from the annotation of a GenBank genome assembly. Lineage: Eukaryota; Metazoa; Platyhelminthes; Monogenea; Polystomatidea; Polystomatidae.
AUGGCAAUUGCAAUUUAUACAUCUUUAAAAAUUAGGGAUUCCUCUAAAAAAAUUGCUCUACAACACUUGAAGGACGACAAAUCAGAAGGCCAUAGCAUCAUUCCUGAGUCACAUCAUCCAGAGCAUCAAUCGUUAUCCUGUGCCUCAACUUGGUGCAAGUUUUUGGAGCGCAGAGAUGAAUAUCUCUCUUCUCGGGAGUGGAUUGCGAAAUAUGGAAUAAAGGCCCGCCAUUUAGAUCUCUACUCCGUUCUGGAAGUGAUUUGCUUCCGACACUGUGAUGGGGUGAUCAAUCUUCUGCAAAAGCCAUCCUCCAAAGUUCCCAUUAGCGCGUGUCUAAGCGACAUAGUAGCUCCUCCACAAAUUCCACUUAAUACCAACUUUUGGAAAAGAAAAUUGCCUGUUUCUGAACCUACUGAUCCCUUCUGCAAUGAUCUUGAGAGAACUGGACCCAAACGUCUCAACAAAGCUCCUGUCAGCGCUGUGAGCAUUUAG